AUGGAUGUCGGGAAUGAUACAUUAUAUGAUGGCCACGAUGCUGAUAAUUUUAAAAAUGAGAUGGAUGAAAAAGAGUUAAAUAAAAACAGUUCAUACAUUGAUGAUAUACUUAACGAAUCAAGUGAUGGUGAAAGUAUAAAAGAUGGAAAAAAAGAAGGAAAGGUGGAUAAUGAAAAUUUUUUUUAUAUAAAUGAUGUUUUAAAACGAAAUUAUCCAGUAGAAUAUGAAGAAAAUAAAAUAUACCCUAAAGUAUAUUGUUAUGAACCCCAAAAUUUUGAAAAAUUUAAGAAAAAAUUAAAAAAUAAAAAUGAACUGAGACAUUAUGAAUGCUAUUCUUCUACAAUGAAUGAAUUUUUUUAUAAAUAUAAUGAAAAUUAUUAUGAUGGUAUUUUGAAAAAUGAAUCCUUUAAAAAAUUUGCAGAAGAAUUAUGGGCAAAUAGAUCUAAUAUAAAAAAUGAAACAGAAUAUAAUGAGUUAUGCAUUCAAUUACGUAAAAAAUAUAAAGUUAGUCCUUCGAAGCAUCAAAUUGGUGUUGCUUUACAACAUUAUUAUUUGAAAUCAUUGAAAAGCAAUAAUGGGGAGAAUACUGACGAUAACGAUAUAAUUAAUUAUAAUAAAAAUAGCGACGAUGUAGAUGAUAAUAAUCAAAAUGGCUUUGAAAAAGGAUCUAAUACAUCAGAUGUUUCAAACACAAACAAUGUAGAUAUUGAUGACGCAACGGUGGAAGAUAAUAUGAAUAAUGAAACAAUAAAAAAAAAACAAAAAAAAGUAAGAAUAGUUGAAAAUAAUGAAAAUGAUAAAGAACAUACUACCGAGGAUGAUGAUAACGAAUUUAUUAUAAACAAGAAGGGUAAAGAUGUAAAGUUUACUUUUGAAAAUGUUAACAAAAUGAUAAUUGCAAAAGAAAUGACAAAUUAUAAAGAUUUAGAUAAAGAAAGUGUAAAUUUUUUACAAAUAAAUAAAAGAAAAGGUGUACGAUCUAAUAGUGGUGUUUUAGUUGUUACUAUAAUUACUCAUCCUCAUAAAUUUAGUUGCAAAUAUGAUUGCCAUUAUUGUCCAAAUGAACCUAAUCAACCUCGAUCUUAUUUAUCAACUGAACCAGCUAUAUUAAGAGCCAAUCAAAAUAAUUUUGAUGUAAUAUGCCAAUUUUUUAACAGAACUACAACAUUGGUAAAUAAUGGGCAUGUUGCUGAUAAAAUAGAAGUGCUAGUAUUAGGUGGUACAUGGAGUUGCUAUGAUGUAGAAUAUCAGCGUGAAUUUAUUCGGGAUAUAUAUUAUGCUGCUAAUAUAUAUCCAAUAUUAAAAAAUCGAAGAAAAAAAUUAAGUUUAAAAGAAGAACAAGAAUUAAAUGAAACAAGCAAUUGUAGAAUCAUUGGUUUAACAUUAGAAACACGACCAGAUCAAAUUAAUAAAGAGGAAUUGCUCAGAUUAAGAUAUUAUGGAUGUACUAGAGUUCAAUUGGGUAUACAACAUGUUGAUGAUUAUAUUUUAAAAAAAGUUAAUCGUCAAUGUACAUUAAAAGAUUGUAUAAGAGCAAUAUAUUUAUUAAAAGAAAAUGGGUUUAAAGUAGAUAUACAUUUAAUGCCAGAUUUACCAUAUUCAAAUGUACAAAAAGAUAUUGAAAUGUUUAAAUAUGUAUUAAUGUCAACAGAUUUACAAGCUGAUCAAUGGAAAAUAUAUCCAUGUGAAAUUACUCCAUUUACUAAAAUAGAAAAAUGGUAUAACAAUAAUGAAUUUAAGCCAUAUUUUGAAACGGAUAAAAAUUUAUUAAUUAGUGUAAUACUGUUAGUUAAAAAAUCAAUUCAUCCAUGGAUACGAUUAAAUAGAGUUAUUAGAGAUAUUCCUAAUCCAUCUAUUAUUGCUGGGAAUAAUAUUACAAAUAUGAGGCAAUUAAUAGCUACUGAAAUGAAUAUAAGAAAUAUUUAUUGCCAAUGUAUUAGAUGUAAAGAAAUAAAAAACCAAGAACUUGAAAAAAAAAGUGACUCAAUUUUUUUAAAAAUAUAUAAAUAUCCAACUUUAGGAGGAGAUGAAUUUUUUAUAACAUUUCAGGGUAAGAAACUGAUGAAACAUCAUGGAAAAAGUAAAAAGGCAAAAAAAAAACAGCAAAAAGAAGAAAAAAGAAAAAGAAAUGAACAGGAAAAACUAAAAAGGAAUAACUUAGCAGAACGAUUAGCUCAAAAAGAAAAUAUCGAAAAUAUAGAUAAUGAUGAUACAUGUGAAACAGAUGAUUUCAUUGGAAAUUUAUAUGACCAACCAAAUGACGAUGAAAUAAAUCGUACUGAAAAUAAUCGAAACUUUUUAAAAAAUACUCCAAAAAGUACCACGAAAAAUGUACUUAAAAAUAAUUACUCGAAUAAGUAUGAAAGGGAAGAAAAAAAUAAUGAAGAGGGGGAAUAUGAUAAUGCCCAUUCUUUGUUAGGAUUUUUGAGACUUCGAUUAAGAAAAGAAAAUGAUUAUUGUAAAGAUAGACCAUUUAAAUGUUUAGAAAAUGCAGCAUUAAUUCGAGAAUUACAUGUAUAUGGAUCUUUAUUAAAGCAUGAUGAUUUUAAAGAUGAAUUAAAUUUUAUACAACAUAAAGGAUUGGGAAAAUGUUUAGUUUUAGUUGCUGAAAUUAUUGCUUAUUCAUAUAAAUAUAAAAAAAUGGCUAUUAUUGCAGGUGUUGGUACAAGAGAGUAUUAUAAAAAAUUAGGAUAUGUUAAAGAAGAGACUUAUAUGACAAAAAUGUUAAAUACAAAAGAUAUGUAUAAAAAUUAUUUAUUAAAUAUAAACAGAAUUAAAGAAAAUAUAGUUAUUUAUAACUACGAUUUAAAACAUUGCCUUUAUUUAAUGCAUAAAGAGAUACCCGAAAUAUCAAAAUAUAAACGAAGUGAAAUUCAAAACUUAAAUGAAUAUAUUAAUGAAAAUAUAAUACAAUUAGGAAUAAAUGAUUAUAUGGCAUAUAAAAAUGAAUCAACUAUAUCUAUAAUAAAUGUGAAAAAAGUCCUAUCUAUUAAUCAAUAUAAUAUUAUAAGUAUGUUUGUAAACACAUUUAAUAAAAUUUAUAAAAAUAUAUACUAUAGUAAAAAUAGAUUCCUUUUUAAUACUUAUACUGUAAUGUUUUUUAGUACUACAUUUUUUAUUUCGAUGCGGCUUUUAAAAAAUCGACAUCAUUAA
Molecule: messenger RNA, 3153 nt
Organism: Plasmodium vinckei vinckei
Lineage: Eukaryota; Apicomplexa; Aconoidasida; Haemosporida; Plasmodiidae
Product: histone acetyltransferase, putative
Exons: 1
Coding region: 1-3153 (1050 amino acids)
Biological process (GO): tRNA wobble base 5-methoxycarbonylmethyl-2-thiouridinylation
Cellular component (GO): nucleus; elongator holoenzyme complex; cytoplasm
Molecular function (GO): catalytic activity; iron-sulfur cluster binding
Source: RefSeq, a predicted model, not a curated record